AUGACGAUUCUUCCUAAGAAGAAGCCGAACUCGAGUGUCGAUGUUUCGGACCACCCGGACGAAACUGACAGAAGAAGUGGCUCUGACACGCAUCAACAUCCUCACGGAGGUCGUACAGGUGCAAGACCAAGGGCCUCGCCGCCGCCGCCAUGGUCGUAUCAUCCCGCUCCACCUUCGACAAGGGAAGAUAGACGGAACGAGGCUAGCUCUCGGCCGCAGCAGGCCUCGCCUCCUCCCAUGGGUUCAGGCUCUCCUGUUGGACCUGGAGAUGGGAAUGGAGGAAUAACAUGCGUUACUGGGACACGCGGGGAACUGUCAUGCAGCAUUUGCUGUGGUGGAGGAAUUGGAAGUUGCUGUUUGGGACCCGGUCUGAGUAAAAGGCGAAGACAAGCAACCUGCACUGGUGUGGCUGGUGGUGGAACACCUGGUGUAGUUGGAGGUGGCGGCGGAGGUCCCAGUGCUGAUUCGGAGGAAGGUGCGGGUUACAACAGUGAAGACGAGUACGAGAAUGCUUCGAGACUGCAGUCUGAGGACCUAGCGACAGUAGAGCAG
Molecule: messenger RNA, 552 nt
Organism: Salvelinus fontinalis (brook trout)
Lineage: Eukaryota; Metazoa; Chordata; Actinopteri; Salmoniformes; Salmonidae
Product: OTU domain-containing protein 5-A-like
Exons: 1
Source: RefSeq, a predicted model, not a curated record